This is a messenger RNA of Orbicella faveolata, 497 nucleotides long. RefSeq lists its product as uncharacterized. The record is from RefSeq and is a predicted model, not a curated record. Lineage: Eukaryota; Metazoa; Cnidaria; Anthozoa; Scleractinia; Merulinidae.
UUGUGCUGAUCACGAUUGUGUCUUGUUGUUAGGCAUCCUUAUCUUCGUUGAGGAAUGGCAUUCAACACUCGGCACCUGAUUUUCAUCUACCUCUUAGUCUGUGGUAUGCUGUCCGUUGGAUUUGAAUUCAAGUAUCUGAAAUAUUGCGGACCGCCAGACAAAACCCUUAAGUACAAAAUUACGCCAUGGCCCGAGCUGAAGCCCGGUCAACCAGUAAAUAUUACGAUCUCUUUCACACCUGGUGUAGACAUCUUUACAUCAACACGGCAGUACGUAGCAAAAAACGGCGGACACACAGGCAGAGGAACAACUGACAUUAAAUGCAGUGAAGUGCCGCAAAUUUGUAAUUUAGCAGCAGGAGGUAUGUAGCGUCAAAAUCUUUCUUGUGGAGGGGGAAUGGGGGAGGCGGAGUACUAUUUAGUAAAUUGAGGUCAUUUUUUCACGAAUCUGUCCUGUUAUUGAUCAUGAAUUUCAUUAUAACAUUGUCAAAGUAUACA